UUUGUGUGCAUCGUCUAUUAGGUAAUUCGUGAGAUUGAAUUAAUGUAAAGCACGGUAGAGAUGAUGUAAAGCAGUAGAAAGUGUCAACAACGAAUUGUCACAUAUCACGUUUGAAGAUGGCUAAAUUUUAUAAGCUUGAUAUAAAUCGAACAGAGUGGGAAAUACCUCAAAUAUAUCAGCAACUUCAAGCAGUCGGUUCUGGCGCAUAUGGACAAGUAUGUAAAGCAAUUGUCCGUAACACAGGCAUGAAGGUGGCCAUAAAGAAAUUAGCACGUCCAUUUCAGUCGGCUGUUCAUGCAAAACGAACUUAUCGCGAAUUGCGCCUGCUCAAACAUAUGGAUCAUGAGAAUGUCAUAGGCUUAUUGGAUGUAUUUCAUCCCGGACAGCCUCCAAAUUCUUUGGAAAAUUUUCAGCAAGUAUAUUUAGUAACACAUUUAAUGGAUGCUGAUUUAAACAAUAUAAUCCGCACCCAAAAACUUUCUGAUGAUCAUGUCCAAUUUUUGGUCUAUCAAAUUUUGCGUGGUUUAAAAUAUAUUCAUAGUGCUGGUAUAAUACAUCGUGAUUUAAAGCCUUCAAAUAUUGCCGUAAAUGAAGAUUGUGAGUUGCGUAUACUUGAUUUUGGCUUAGCAAGGCCUGCAGAAAGUGAAAUGACGGGUUAUGUGGCCACCAGAUGGUAUCGAGCCCCCGAAAUAAUGCUCAACUGGAUGCAUUAUAAUCAAACUGUAGACAUUUGGUCAGUUGGUUGUAUUAUGGCAGAGCUUCUUACAGGGCGUACCUUAUUUCCCGGCACUGAUCAUAUACAUCAACUUAAUUUAAUUAUGGAGGUUCUUGGUACUCCCACAGAGGAUUUUAUGCAAAAAAUUUCCUCAGAAAGUGCUCGAAACUAUAUACGAGCAUUGCCAAGAAUGUCUCGUCGAAACUUUCGAGACGUAUUCCGUUUCGCUAAUCCAUCUGCAAUAGAUUUACUAGAAAAAAUGCUAGAGUUGGAUGCCGAAAAACGAAUUACAGCAGAACAAGCCCUAGCUCACACAUAUAUGGAAAAAUAUCAUGACCCUAGUGAUGAGCAAACCUCUCCGUUGUAUGAUCAAAGCUUCGAAGAUAUGGAUUUGCCAGUUGAAAAGUGGAAAGAACUUGUAUUUACAGAAGUAUUAAGCUUUAAACCACCACAAGCCUUUGCCGAAGUUCUUGAAAAGUGCAAAAGUGAUGUUUAAAUGUUUAUGCA
Molecule: messenger RNA, 1222 nt
Organism: Bactrocera tryoni
Lineage: Eukaryota; Metazoa; Arthropoda; Insecta; Diptera; Tephritidae
Gene: p38b
Product: mitogen-activated protein kinase p38b
Exons: 1
Coding region: 117-1211 (364 amino acids)
Biological process (GO): intracellular signal transduction; protein phosphorylation
Cellular component (GO): cytoplasm; nucleus
Molecular function (GO): MAP kinase activity; ATP binding
Source: RefSeq, a predicted model, not a curated record